AUGGGUUUGUCUGUUCCUUUGGCCGUUGAUGCCAUCUUACCACUUCCUGGGGGACUGCCCUGUCGAUCAGUCGUUGCUAAUGGCGAUUCACUCGUUACGGGGAACGAUGGGGGUUACAUAAACUUCAUCUCUGUGGCCAGCGGAUCCUUUGAGCUCACAUCGUGUCUGGCUAAGGUCGAAGCGGCGGACUCAAAGAGGCAUUGCGUUGUCGCUGCCGGAGACUCCAAUGGAAAAGUUCACAUCUUUGACUUAAAAUCAGGGUCAACCCUUGUGACGUAUGAAGUUGGACACGAAGAAUCUCCUAAGCCGACGAUUGUUUGGACACUAGCCUUUGUAGGGAGCGCCCUGUUUUCGGGUGACAGCCGAGGCACCGUUAGUGUUUGGGACGUUGAAGUUGGAGGCAUAGUUUCAAGCUUUAGAAGUCAUGCUGCGGAUGUCCUGGCCCUUGCAGUCAGCAUGGAUAACCAAUCAGUGUUUGCCGCUGGUGCAGAUCCAGUCAUUCAUCGUUUCGAUUUAUGCCAAACUGAGAAUAUAGCUCAGUGGCAACCAAGCGGAGUCAUACGUGGCUCUCAGCGUGAUAUACGAGGCUUGGUUUUUGUCCAGCGCGGUGAAGCAGGUGACCUUAGAUCCUUUAGUGGAGAUAUGGAUCAUCUCUUGGCAGUGGGCAACGAAGCUCGGCUGCAGAUUCUCCCAUGUCCCAGAUCGGAUUUUGGCGACAAGCCCCCUGUGUCUCGACGUGGGCAAAAGGGUUUUGUCCUUAAGGUUCCCCCUCCAAUUUGCCUACCAUUUUGGCCCCUCACAGUCACUCCAACUUUGCCAUUAGCCGUUCAUUUCGCUCAGGAAACGUUUAAGUCGACAGACAGCACCCCUGCUCGACUUUGUUUAAUGCAACAUGCCGACUAUGUUUCACUGUACCGAUUGCCUCCGAGGCCAAAACGAAUAUUUGAGGUAAAGAAGACACCGCGAUAUUUUCUCAAACUUGCACAUAUUCAACCAAAGCUGGGUAAUCAUAUCAGGACCUGUUGUAUUUCGCCUUGUGGAAAGUUUAUUGCCUACUCGGAUGAGAUUCGGUCUCGGGUCUUAAAAGUUGAGCAUCCAGUAAGCGUUCGACUGUUUUUGCCAACGUAUUUGAUUCUGUCCUCGAAAUUAUAUAAAUUUAAAUACAAAUAUAUUCAGAAAUCGUGGAAAUUCAACCCUAAUGAACCAGCUCCAUUAACGACCCUCUCCCGCCUUGCUUGGGUUAAAGCCGGACGAAGAGGUAUUCAAAGCAGAACUUCCUCUACUUCCUCUGACGCAGACAAUACUGACUCCGAAGACGGCCACUCCCUUUUCCUUUCCCUGGACCAAUCGUCUGCUGACCUCUUUGUCACCAACGAAGUUAACAGUUUUGAUGAACAGUUGCUGCCCAGAAAGCGGAAAGCAGCGACUGCCAUCGGAGACCAUCAAACUACCGAUGAUCAAGCAGUUGAAUCUUCGAAUAUUCCUUCCUCCUGUCUAAUGGCUUUUACCCCGAAUUCCAGUUGCUUGGUUAGCGUGGAUGAAGCAACGAUGCAGAUAACCUGCCGUAGACUUGAUUCUGGUGUUGAGAUGUGGCGUUUUACUCCGGGAAAGGAAAACUUCAAAGACGAGUGUAUAACACUUCUCACAAUGGCCUGUCGAGAUGGUCGAGUUCUGGUCCAUGCAUUCAAUGAUAACUCCAGUAAAGGCCAGCGACAUCUCUUUACUUGUCCAAAAGUAGCUGAUCCCGUUCGACCCCGUCAUCACCCGCGCCCUGUGUCGAUCGCUCUGCGGGUAGAGGAGGGUGACGAAACUGUCACUGCUUGCGUCACCGUCCUCUAUACAACUGGACAAAUCAUUGAAUGGGCCAUUCCUCUUCAGGUAGUGAAGCCUGACGCAGACGCCGAAGUCGUCAUGGUGGGCAGCCCACAAACUGAUUCGUGGUUGGAUGAGUUUUGGCAGCGCCACAGCACCUCAUGGCGAAAGUGCAUGCCUCGUUUCCACUCCAUGGACUAUUUGCCUGGAGGCCAUGUAAUUAUACUGGCCUCUCGGGGGUUCUGCCUCGCCCUCGACCGGCGUGAGCAAAUAAGGGAUAACGAUAUUCAAGUAGCCUUCCUCGAUCGGAACUGGAAAGGUCCAGAUGGUUGCCUCAACGUUUUCUAUCGGACAAAAACCAUGUUGCAAUGCACAGUGUUGGCCGAUCGAAUCGCUGCACUGAGAAUGGAUGCCAAGCCAGCUAUUGCAAAUUUGCCAGCGCCUUUGCUAAGGAAACGAUUCGGAACCUGA
Molecule: messenger RNA, 2283 nt
Organism: Mesocestoides corti
Lineage: Eukaryota; Metazoa; Platyhelminthes; Cestoda; Cyclophyllidea; Mesocestoididae
Source: the annotation of a GenBank genome assembly